AACAUGUGUGCCAAAGUAUACUCGUUUGCCGAGUCGGUCGAGGUGGCGAAUUCCGUGGGAAAGCACAUCUUGAAGCUCCAAAAAUCGGCUAUCGCCAGUUCCGACUCGUUCAAGAUUGCACUUUCCGGAGGCUCACUUGGCAAUGUUUUGAAGAAAGCUUUGAUUGACAACACAUCUAUUGCUUCUGAAGUUCAAUGGGACAAAUGGGAAGUGUACUUCAGCGACGAGAGGUUGGUGCCGUUGGAUCAUCCCGACUCCAACUACGGUUUGUUCAACGAGUUGGUGUUGAAGAACUUGCCUUCUGGCACCAAGCAUCCAUCGUUGCACGUGAUUGACGAAUCACUUUUGACCGGUAAAGAUGGGCAAGCCGCAGGUGCAGAUCUGGACAAGGACAAGCAGAUUGCCGAAGCCUACGCAGCCAGCUUGCCACAGGAUGCAAAAUUUGACUUGAUCUUGUUGGGAUGUGGUCCAGACGGCCAUACCUGCUCUCUUUUCCCUGGCCACAAGUUGUUGAAUGAACGUGAUCAGCUCAUUGCUUACAUCAGCGACUCGCCCAAACUUCCACCAAGAAGGAUCACCUUCACCUUCCCAGUGUUGGAGAGAGCUACAGCCAUUGCUUUUGUGGCAGAAGGUGCCGGAAAGGCUGCGAUUUUGAAAGACAUUUUUGGCGACGAGCUGUCCAAGUUGCCUUCUAAGUUAGUCAACGACAUAUCUGGGGUUGAGGUGUCGUGGUUCGUAGACAACAGUGCUGUCGAGGGAGUAAGAGUAAUCACUUCCAAGUACUAAAGGUAUACGGUAAUGCUUGAACGAGGAUUGCCGGGUAUGGGUGGUUGAAAUCCAUAACUAUAUAUAAGUGUAUCGUAGCUGUCAUGGCUAUCAUGGCAAUUCAAGCUGUCGUAUACGUAUACAUUUGUAGUUCAUCUCAGUGUGAACCAGAUAUUCAUAUAUAACUAAAUGUCUUAUAUAUACAAUAUAUGAAUAG
Molecule: messenger RNA, 982 nt
Organism: Scheffersomyces stipitis CBS 6054
Lineage: Eukaryota; Fungi; Ascomycota; Pichiomycetes; Serinales; Debaryomycetaceae
Gene: SOL3
Product: 6-phosphogluconolactonase
Exons: 1
Coding region: 4-786 (260 amino acids)
Biological process (GO): pentose-phosphate shunt; carbohydrate metabolic process
Molecular function (GO): 6-phosphogluconolactonase activity
Source: RefSeq, a predicted model, not a curated record